Messenger RNA from Scomber japonicus (chub mackerel), 405 nucleotides. RefSeq names its product EF-hand calcium-binding domain-containing protein 10 (gene efcab10). The transcript has 4 exons. The coding region runs from base 1 to 405 and encodes 134 amino acids. The record is from RefSeq and is a predicted model, not a curated record. NCBI's taxonomy places the organism in Eukaryota, Metazoa, Chordata, Actinopteri, Scombriformes, Scombridae.
AUGGCGACGCGGCGAGAGAAAGAUGCUGCGGAUUAUCUGAAGAAACACAAAAUUAUCGAGCUCAUGGAAAACCUGACCAGCAUGCUCUUCUUCCACAGGCCUGAGAAUCCCAGAGAGUUUCUUGUUGAGCAGCUGGAGCAGCUGAAGAUUUCUCAGCAUGGUGGUAUAAAAGGCCCAUCUCUGUUCAACAACUCCAACCUGGAUGCAGUGUAUGGGAUACUCGACCCGACUAAUCAAAGAUACAUCACUUUUGAGCAAUACAAACAGGCUCUGACCACACUGGGCAUAAAAGACAUUAAUGCAUCUCCAGAAUGUGUAAAUGAAAACAGGAUAUCUCAUGAGACAUUUAAAACAGAAGCGAUUCAAGGCCUCCAGAGAUGCUCAGCAACAUAUAAAAAACCUUGA